This is a messenger RNA of Bipolaris maydis ATCC 48331, 1222 nucleotides long. RefSeq lists its product as uncharacterized. NCBI's taxonomy places the organism in Eukaryota, Fungi, Ascomycota, Dothideomycetes, Pleosporales, Pleosporaceae. The record is from RefSeq and is a predicted model, not a curated record.
ACAAAUCAUCCGCAAAACAAUCAGACUCAGACAACCAAACAUCCAAGCCUUCAUACAGUGUCAUAAUGGGCAGCCAACUCUCACUUUACUUUCCUCCGCCGCCCGUCUUCACCGAAAAAUCACUUCCAGACCUCUCAUCGAAAACAUACAUUGUUACUGGUGCCUCAGCAGGUGUCGGGAAGGAGCUUGCAAGGCUUCUGUACAGUCGUAAUGGAAAUGUCUACUUAGCCACAAGGUCAACUGAGAAGACAAAUGCUGCCAUGUCUUGGAUCAAAGAACGUCAUCCAGAUUCAAAGGGCAAUCUUCAUUUCCUAAAGUUGGAUUUGAAUGACCUAGGGAGCAUUAAGCCAGCUGCCGAAGAGUUUUUGACUAAAGAAAAGAGGCUCGAUGUUCUCUUCAACAAUGCCGGUGUUAUGACACCACCUCAAGGCAGCCAAACGAAACAGGGGUACGAAUUGCAGCUGGGGACAAACUGUCUAGGACCAUUUCUAUUCACAAAGCUACUCACUCCAUUGCUUGCUGAGACAGCUAAGUCGAGUCCGGCUGGAGACGUGAGAGUGGUCUGGGCUUCCUCAAUCGUCGCAAAUAUGUUCGCGCCACCAGGAGGAGUUGACAUGCAGAAUUUGGAUUACAAGAAGGACAAGUCGGCACAACACAAGUACGCGGUUAGUAAAGGUGGCAAUUCGUUGUACGCCAUUGAGUAUCAAAGACGGUUCCGAGAUGAAGGUAUUGUAAGCUCUUCAUUCAACCCAGGAAAUCUCAAAUCCGAAUUACAGCGAAACACGGGCUUUUUCAUGGGGUUGAUAAUGAAACCGAUCCUUCAUGAGCCCGUGUACGGCGCCUACACAGAGUUAUUUGCGGGACUAUCACCUGAUGGAGCAAAGCUCAAGGAAGGGCAAUGGAUCGCUCCUUGGGGGAGAAUCGUGGAUCUCAGGAAAGAUUACGUGACUGACGGCAAAGCCGGAGAGUUUUGGAAGUGGAGUGAGGAGCAGGUUAAGAGUUACGUCUAGAACUUUCGGAGAUGGUGCGCCAAGGUGAAUAAGAGCAUGGAUGACAAGAAUGGUAGAGGCUGUGACAUCAGUAGUUGUCAUUCUUUUCGGAGUGAUGUUCAAGAUCAGAAUAUGGGAUCAUACUUGCGACAUAAUUCGGCGGACCGUGCCUCCGUAGCUUACAGUUCUCGAUUAUAUCGUCGUUCAACCUAAUCAACAGCCUUUUAUAGUAU